Molecule: messenger RNA, 2556 nt
Organism: Lottia gigantea (owl limpet)
Lineage: Eukaryota; Metazoa; Mollusca; Gastropoda; Lottiidae
Exons: 7
Coding region: 201-1925 (574 amino acids)
Molecular function (GO): arylsulfatase activity
Source: RefSeq, a predicted model, not a curated record
GAAAAUAGCUAUGAGGCUGGAAUAGAGGCAGAUGUUUCGGAUUACUAUACUGCUUGCUAACAUUUAUCUACUUUUAUACCCAUUGUUUGUGAAUAGCUGAAAAUUGUAUUCAUGUGUAAAGGAGAAAAAAACAUCUAUCCAGUCUUGAAACUUUGUUGGACUGAGCAUUAUACUGAAAUAGGUUAUAAAGAUCCAGCAAGAUGUUCACUUUUCAAACAGUGUUCUUAAUUCCAGUCCUAUUGUUAGUAUUUUCACCUUCUCAUGCCAAACCACCCAACAUUGUAUUGAUGAUAGCUGACGAUCUAGGUAUCGGGGACAUAGGAUGUUUUGGAAACACCACUGUUAAAACACCAAAUAUUGAUAGGAUUGCAAAGGAGGGUGCCAAACUUACACAUCAUUUAUCAGCAUCUAGUCUCUGUACACCAAGUCGUGCUGCCUUUCUAACAGGACGUUAUCCAAUAAGAACAGGAAUGGCAUCCCGAAAUUUUUAUAGAGUCAGUCUAUUUGUCGCUGCCCCGGGUGGAUUACCUAACAAUGAAACAACGUAUGCAGAGGUGGCGAAGACAGCUGGUUACAAGACAGCUCUAAUAGGAAAGUGGCACCUCGGCUGGAGCAAGAACAGUUUAAAUGACUUUGAUCACCAUCCAAACAACCAGGGUUUUGACUAUUUCUAUGGAUACCCACUGACUAAUAUGAAAGAUUUUGGUGAUGAUCCCAGAGAGAGCCUUCUCUUGUCUAUUUUCCCUCUGUGGCACUACCAGCUUGCCACCAUGGUUAUUUUGUUGAUCAUCACUACAGGAAGUUUCUACAGGAUGAAAAUGAUCAGACUCUUCCUAUUCGUCUUCCUUGUGGCUUUUGGAUCACUCCUAGUUUUUAGUGUCCAUUACGUGUGUAUUAUUAGAUACAAAGAUUUCAAUAGUUUAUUAUACAGAAACACUGACUUAGUUGAACAACCAAUAGAGUUACCUACCUUGACAAGACGACUUGCAGCUGAAGGUGUUGAGUAUCUUGAAGAUAGAUCAAAAGAUCAAGAUCCAUUUCUUCUUUUGAUGUCGUGGACUCACAUGCAUACUUUUCUUGAUACUGCUGACAAAUUCAAGGGUCGAAACAAACAUGGCCGAUAUGGUGAUGCUUUAGAAGAAAUGGAUUGGGGAGUAGGGGAGAUUUUAAAUGCUUUAGACCGAUUGAACAUGGUUGACAACACAUUGGUUUAUUUUACAUCUGAUAAUGGCGGUCAUCUUGAAGAAAGAAGUGCCGAUGGCGAUGUACAUGGCGGUUAUAAUGGCAUCUAUAAAGGAGGAAAAGCACAUGGUGCAGUAGAUGGUGGAAUAAGAAUGCCUUCGGUAGCGAGAUACCCACCUUCCAUACGACCCGGAAGUGUUAUAGAUGAACAAACAAGCAUGAUGGAUAUCUUCCCAACAAUUUCUAAACUAAUGGGAGCUAAACUAGGCAAUAGCAUUCAAAUUGACGGACGUAAUAUAAUGCCAUUGUUAUCAGGCAAUGAGAAGGUUUCUCCUCACGAUUUUAUGUUCCAUUAUUGUGGUGAUGAAAUCCAUGCUAUAAGAUAUCGACCUCGAGACGGUACUUCAACUUGGAAGUUAGUCUUGAAGUCACCAGAUUACAUUCCUGGGAAACAAGUGUGUUUAUUUGUAUGUUCCUGUAAGGGCGCAAUAGUCAACGACCCUCCACUUCUACACGAUAUGACGUCAGAUCCGUCAGAGAAAAAUCCAAUUGAUAUCACAAAACACCAAUCCAUCGUGAAAACAAUGUUAAAAGCUAUGAAAGAUCACCAAGCCUCAAUUCUACCAGUGGAUUAUCAGCUAGAUGUUUCUAAACAGUUGUGGCGUCCAUGGUUACAGCCUUGCUGUGGAACCUUCCCCUCAUGUCACUGCAUUGAUCAAAAAUACCAUGGCAAAUUCAGAUGAAACAUUCUGGAGACAACUUUUUAACAUUCCGUCAUCAAUGUGAUCUCUUUUUAAUCCAUGCUUUUGGUUUUUCCGAGACAAAUUUAACGCAAUAAUUCUUAUAAUUAUCAUCGUUUUAAACUUUUCGUCAAAUAAAUAAUGAGAGAUGACCAUAUUGUUUCAAUGAAAUGUCAAAGCCAUAUUAAAGGGCGGUGCAAAAUCGAAAAUCUCCGAAAUUUUUUACGAAGAUUUUCCAAGACCAGCAUGUGCCGGAUUAUUACUUUUAUUGUAACUACGCAUUGAAAUAACAAUUAUUUUCAUUAAUAGAGAUGAGCAGUCGUGACCACCUGAAAUUCCGAAAGAGCCGUCUGAGGGACCUCCUCCAUAAUGAAGAUUCUGAGGCGCUAAAAUUCCCUUGCAAAAAGAAUACCAGAUGAACACAUAACAAAUUCAUCAAUCACUAUUGAACUGAAGAACGUUUGAGAGAGGUCAAUUAAUUGUUGGGGUUUAAUUCUCACUUGCCAGUUCUCAACUCCCGUAGCAGUCCUAGUAGUCAGACUUGUUCGGAGGGGCAAGUAGGGGAGACCGGGGCUAGUUGUAGCAAUGUUCAUACUUUCUGUUAUCUUACAAAAACAUCAAUUUUUUAAAAGUG